GACACCGCGCUCGUCGUCAAAAAAAGUCAGAAAGUUAAGGAUGGCAUCGCGCGGUGCCGAACGCGCGCCACUGCUCGCGGGCGCGUCGCGCGCCGCCGCCGACGACGUCGAAGGAGGCGCCCAACACCCCGCGAUGAUCCGGCCGAAUCAUCGCUCGAAGGCGUGGACGACGAAGCUCGCGAUAGGCGCGACGCUCGUCGCCGUCGGCGCGCUCAUCGGUGGCCUGACGACGUCCCGCAACGGCGCGAGCGGGUCGUCGACGUCGCUGUCGUCGUGGUUGGCGGGCUUCGCGGCGCCGUCGAGCGCGGAGGCUCGCGAGGGCGCCGGGCGACCGGGACGCGAUGUGAAAAUCACGCUCUUGACGGCGUGUUCGCCGCACGAUAUGAUUCGAAUGAAUCCAGGGACGUGGCAUCACAGAGUCGGGGCGAAGGUGACGACGAAGGAUCACGAUAACGAGAUGGCGUUUAGGAUGGCGCACCACUUGCGCGAAGAUCCGCUCAGGUGCGGGACGUACACCGGUACGGUACGAUUGCGCGCGGGUGUGCAGAUGAACUUCUGGCUGUAUCCGAUCAAGAACGAUGCGAACGAAACGUUGGUGUACGAUGAACAGUUUGAAUUCGCGCAGAGCGACUCGGGAUGCCGCGACGAAGGCAAAGGAGGCGGCGGCGAUCCCAACUGGGAUCGUUGCAGUCCAAAGUUCUCGCCCGCGCCUCUCGCGUUGGUGGGCACCGGUACCAACGAUGGGAAUUGCGUGCGGCGAUUCGAUGUGUAUUACGACGAACCCGAUCCUGGGCACGAGACGUUUUUCAAUCGUAUUUACGACGGGCGUCAGACCACUUUCGUGUGGGGGUCGUGCGGGAACGCGUGCGCCGACUACCAGCCGCCGCAAUGUCCGGUGUGCGCGAUCAACGAGUUCGUGCAAGGACACAGGUGUACGCCGUGUCCGCCCGGUUCGACGCACUACGCUGGAGCGCAACCCGCGGGCCCGGACUCACAGUGCGCUCCCAUUCGAUGCGGUCCGAACGAACUCGUGAAAAAUCACGAGUGCGCGGCGUGCCCGCCCGGCACGACGAACGAUCAAGGCGACAGCUGUAUGGAAGCCGAUAGUUCCUGCGAUCACACGUUGUGUGGAAUCCAUCAAAAAGUUUCCAACCACGUGUGCGUCCCAUGCGAACCUGGCAAAGAAAACGCCGCGGGCGACGACGCGUUCGGCGACGACACUGAGUGCACCGACAUCGUUUGUGGGUCCAACCAGUACGUCAGAAACAACAUCUGCCGAAACUGUCCAGCGGGAACAACUCGACCGAUGGGAGACAUCGCGUCGGCGGAAGACACGACGUGUAUCCCGACGUAUUGUGGCGAACACGAACGAGUCUCGUACCACGUCUGUCGCGCCUGCGCGGCUGGGACGGAGAACGCUGCGGGCGACGACGCCUCCGGGCAAAACACUUAUUGUGAAGCGAUCAUGUGCGGAAGUAACGAACGGGUUCAGAACCACUUGUGCGUCGCGUGUCCGGCCGGUUCAACAUCGCCCUCUGGCGCAAACGCCGCCGGUGGCAACACUGCGUGCACGCCGACGCUCUGCACCGAACACAUGCGAGUGGUUGGUAACGCGUGCGUGCCUUGCCCGGCUGGCUCGGAGAACGCCGCGGGUGAUGACGCAACGGGUGAUGACACUACGUGUGAUUACGGUAUAUGCGAAGAAAAUCAGCAUAUCAAAAAUCACGUCUGCACCGACUGUGCGCCGGGGACGCAUCGAACCGCUGGCGAUAUCACGACGAGCGCCGACACAACCUGCCCCGCAAUCCUCUGCGGCGUCAAUCAAAGAGUCUUAGGCAACCAAUGCGUGGGUUGUCCGCUUGGAACGACGAACGACGCCGGCGACGACGCUUCGGGCAGCGAUACCGAGUGCGAUCCCAUCAUUUGCGGGUUGAAUCAGCACGUCAUAUCUCACGCGUGCGUCGCGUGCCUUGACGGCUCUGCGAACGAAGCCGGCGAUAACGCCGCUUUAGGCAACACGGAUUGCGACGUCCAAAUGUGCGGCACGAAUGAAGCCGUGGAGUCAGCCGUGUGUCAUAAGUGUCCCGACGACGCAUCUCACGAAGCUGGAGAUUCCCCGACCGGAGGCGAUACCUCGUGCGAUGACCUCUACUGCCACGUUAACAUGAAAGUUCUCAGUGGUGCGUGCGAGGCGUGCCCACCCGGGACGGUGAACGCCAAUAACGAUCCGGUGAGCGGUGGUGAUACGACGUGCGAUCCGGUGCUUUGUCCCGUCCACAUGCGAGUUCAAGACAACGCGUGCGUGCCGUGCGACGCUGGCAUGGAAAACGCUGCGGGCGAUGACGCGAGCGGGAAAGACACGACAUGUGACAUCGUGCUCUGCGAAGAAAACCAUCGCGUGUCUGGCGGUGCGUGCGUGCCGUGCGAGCCGGGUGAGUCGAAUGAAGCCGGUGACUACAUGCUCGGCGCGGACACCACGUGCGAAGCGAUCCUUUGCGGCGUCAACCAAAAAGUCUCAGGCAAUGAAUGCGUAUCGUGCGAAGCUGGGACGACGAACGACGCUCAAGACGAUGCAAGCGGCGAUGAUACCACAUGCGACCCCGUCGUGUGCAUCGCGAAUCAAUACGUGACGGAAAAUACGUGCGCGUCGUGCGCUGCGGGAACGACGGCGCCGCCGGGCUCUCUCGCGAACGGCGACGACACGACGUGUGCGGCGACGCUUUGCGCGACAAACGAACGCGUCGACGAGAAUCACGCGUGUGUACCGUGCGACCCGGGGAUGACCAGCGCCUCCGGCGCCGACGCCAGCGGCGCGCCGACAACGUGCAAAGCUAUUCAGUGCCUCGCCAAUCAGCGCGUGCAAGAUCACGCGUGCGUAUCGUGCGAUCCGGGCUUCACCGUCGCUCCGGGCGGCGACGCCUCGGGUGAUGAUACGACGUGUCAGCUCGACAAGAACGCGGCGUGCCAAACGAAUCAGCACGUCGUGGACGGCGCGUGCGUCCCCUGCCCCCCGGGAACCACCAAUCGCCCCGGCGACUAUUACACCGGCGAGGACACGACGUGCGACGCCGUUUUGUGUGGCGCACACGAGUACGUCUCUUCGCACGUGUGCACGCCGUGUGCGUCCGGCCGAGAAGCUCUCGGUGGUGCGGAUGCGAGCGGUGAUGAUACUGUGUGCGGCGAUCCUAUUCCCGCCACCGCCACCAAAGUGACGCCGGAAUCGGCGCAGGACACGUACACCGCGCCGCUUUCGAAAUCCGGGAGUGGCAAGGUGACGAUGUCGAUCCCCGGCGACCCGGGCGCCCCAGUUGGAGAGUUUUCCCUCAUCGCAACGGCGUACGGCGCCGAAAUCAAACAAGACGUUCGUCAAGUGUCGUGGUACGCGUGGAGGGCGGCAUCUCGCAGCCUGAACGUCCACUCUCAGUGGGACAGGAGCAAAAGUCAACCAUGGCUACAAAACGCGAACGUUGCGUAUCUCUUCACCUUGAGCGAGCUCGUCGGCCAAGGAAUCGUAGUGGGUAUGGGCGACCACAAUACCAGGCUCCAUAGUCUACCAUGGUACUCGGGCAGUUCGAUGAAGACGCUGCCCGCGACGCAGUCGUACAGCAAAAAAGGCUUGGCGACUGGAGCGCAUCCCGUCAUUUUGAUCAACACUUACACGCCCAACAACUGGCCGGAUACGUUUGUGUGCAACGUGUUCAAACUCAGCACGAAAGGUGGGACGUUCAGAGUGCGCGUCGGACGCGCGGAUAGCCACGGUCAUGGUUGGGGCGAUAACGACAUUCGCGUCGUGUACGCGGCGUUCAAGCCAAACGCCCCGUCGUUGACGAAUGACAUUCUCGCCGCCGGCGAGAUUCAACUUCCGAAGCCUCUCCCGAUCGGCAAAAAGACGUUUUCAAACGUGACGCUCGAGCACAACUUGAACAGGCUCGACUAUCAAUGCCUUGCGACGGUUCGAAUCGACACCGACAAGGACCCCACUCGCUCCAUCGCUGUCGAAUGUCAAGCCGGAACCGCGAACACCAUCACCUUUAUGGCUGCGGAUUUGGAACUUCGCGCUUGGGACACAUACGGGCCGGAUGUGUUCGUGUCGUACAUGCUCAUCCCACUCGUCGGUGCGCCGGUAAUUAAACCCGAUCACUUUUCGGGCGUUCCGACGAUCGUCGGUUGAGAGCGCUUUAAUUUCAGAGUUUUAAUUACAGACCCUAAAGGUCGAAAUCGCGCAGAGCUUCGAGCGCCAGGGCGUAGUCU
Ostreococcus lucimarinus CCE9901 is the source of this 4251-nucleotide messenger RNA. RefSeq lists its product with no specific name. The record is from RefSeq and is a predicted model, not a curated record. NCBI's taxonomy places the organism in Eukaryota, Viridiplantae, Chlorophyta, Mamiellophyceae, Mamiellales, Bathycoccaceae. The coding region runs from base 41 to 4171 and encodes 1376 amino acids. The transcript has a single exon.